This is a messenger RNA of Scutellospora calospora, 158 nucleotides long. NCBI's taxonomy places the organism in Eukaryota, Fungi, Glomeromycota, Glomeromycetes, Diversisporales, Gigasporaceae. The record is from the annotation of a GenBank genome assembly.
CUUUAAUAACGUCAGAAGCAACAAGAAGAUAUGCCACUACACAAGCUUGUUGCUACAGUUUUGGAGAUUGUCGACUGAAAAGUGAAUUUGAUCCUGAUAUUGCAGAAGUUAUACGUAGCCUAGUUAUACAUAUGAACGCCUCUGGCACUCCACUUUGA